This is a messenger RNA of Ostertagia ostertagi, 2244 nucleotides long. NCBI's taxonomy places the organism in Eukaryota, Metazoa, Nematoda, Chromadorea, Rhabditida, Trichostrongylidae. The record is from the annotation of a GenBank genome assembly.
AUGAGUGGACUGGAAACUGUUCCAGACACUAUAAAUUUUCCCAAGGAGGAAGAAAACACCUUGAAAUCUUGGAGUGAAAACGGCGUCUUUGAGAAAUCGCUAGCGCUGGCUAAAGAUAGGCCACGUUAUACGUUCUUCGAUGGCCCUCCAUUCGCAACCGGCUUACCUCACUAUGGUCAUAUUUUGGCUGGCACGAUCAAGGAUGUAGUGACAAGAUGGGCCCAUCAAAACGGCUUUUAUGUUGAGCGGCGCUUCGGAUGGGACACACAUGGUCUUCCUGUGGAAUAUGAAGUGGACAAGACGUUAGGUGUGAAAGGUCCUAGUGAUAUUUAUGCUAUGGGAAUUGACAAAUACAAUGCGGAAUGCAGAAGCAUUGUCAUGAGAUAUGCUCACGAGUGGGAGGUAACGGUAGCUCGAAUGGGGCGCUGGAUCGAUUUUCGCAAUGACUACAAAACCCUUUAUCCGUGGUUCAUGGAAAGUGUUUGGUGGGCAUUCAGUGAACUCGUCAAGAAAGGCCUCGUCUACAGAGGAGUCAAGGUUAUGCCAUUCUCAACAUCUUGUAACACUCCACUCUCGAAUUUUGAGGCUGGACAAAAUUACAAGGAUGUUGUUGAUCCCGCUGUAUGCAUCGGAUUCCGCCUCGAUGAAAAUCCAAACCGCAUGAUGGUGGCGUGGACCACGACUCCGUGGACAUUGCCUAGUAAUCUUGCCCUUUGUGUGCAUCCGGAUCUAGACUACGUUGUUGUUAAAGAUCCAACAAAUGGACUGGAAUACGUUGUGUUGGAGGAACGCCUAUUUGAGUUGAAAAAUGAUAACUUAGAGGUUUUAGAAAAGGUCAAAGGUCGCUCUUUCGAGGGAAAAACAUACGAGCCAUUGUUCCCAUAUUUCACAUACAUGAAGGCCGAAAUGAAUGCAUUCCGUGUUCUUUGCAACACGUUUGUCACCACUGAUCAGGGUACUGGUAUUGUGCAUCAAGCUCCAUAUUUUGGAGAGGUUGAUUACCAAAACUGCCUCGAAAAUGGAAUAAUCACAAAGGACAUGAAGAUUAUAUGCCCUGUGGAUGAAAGUGGCCGGUUUACUGACGAAGUGAGCGAUUUCGCAGGGAUGUAUGUGAAAGAUGCUGAUAAACCGAUUUGCAAAAGGUUGAAGGAGAGCGGGAAUCUAAUCAAGCAAGGAGAGGUGAAGCACUCUUAUCCCUUCUGCUGGCGAUCGGACACUCCGCUGUUAUAUAAAGCUGUUCCAUCGUGGUUUAUUCGUGUAGAACAAAUUGUGCCUAAACUUCUCGCUAACAAUGAACAGACCUUACUGGGUAGUGGUCAAGUUUUCUCUAUGAAAGAAGUCAAGAGUGAAAAUGUGAUGGAUAGAUGGAUUGAAUCGUUCACAAACAGCUUAGUACAGUUUGUCCGCAAGGAAAUGGCAGAGUAUCGACUUUAUGCAGUGGUUACCCCGCUUACAAGAUUCUUCGACACGCUGACCAACUGCUACAUCCGUUUGAACAGGAAGAGAAUAAAGGGCGAUUUUGGUGCAGAUGAUCAAACACACGCACUUUCUGCCCUCGGACGUGUUCUUAUUCUCAUUGUUCGUCUCAUGGCACCAUUUACACCAUUUUUCUGUGAAUAUGUGUGGAAAAAUCUGCGUAAGGUAACCGGAGCUCCAGAGGAAUCUGUGCACUACACCUUGCUGCCAACGUCUGAUGAUAGCCUAAUUGAUACAGUAGUAGAAAGGCGAGUGCAAGCGAUGCGCGACUGCAUCGAUCUAGUCAGGGUAUUACGAGAACGCAAAGCAAUACCUGUCAAGACUAUCGUAAUGCUUGAUGUGUCGGAAGACUCGUCUCUGGUUGAAGAAGGGCUUGCUAGAGAGAUCACAAAUCGAGUGCAGAAACUGAGAAAGGCGGCUAAAUUAGUGUCCACGGAUCCUGCCGUGGUCUACUGUGUGGUAGAACCGAAGUCUAGCCAGCUGGCUGCAGUCGUUACAUCGCACAAGGAAAGAAUUGAGGAAGCCACUGGGACACCGUUGCGGUUAGAGCAUCUGCCCUCAGGUAAACGCGCAACAGUUUCUAACGUCAGCACUGUCAAGGAUUCUGAAGUUUCGCUAUGGCUAAUUGCUGAAAGGGGGUGGUGCGGAACACUGCUGCAGUCGGAUCUCAAGGAAAGACCUUCCGAAUCCGAUGGUGAAGUCAGCACGGACAAUGAUCCGCUCAGCGUUGGAUUUGUGGAAAGGAAAGGUGUGGCUCAUUCUAUCUGA